Dovyalis caffra is the source of this 2088-nucleotide messenger RNA. NCBI's taxonomy places the organism in Eukaryota, Viridiplantae, Streptophyta, Magnoliopsida, Malpighiales, Salicaceae. The record is from the annotation of a GenBank genome assembly.
AUGAUUGAGAAAUCCAAGAAGAGCAAAAGGGAGUAUACCGCGACAACAGUACUCGCAUUGCUGCAAGAAGUGGCUCAAUUUGAUGGAGUGAAAAUUGAUUGGAAUGCAUUAGUUGAAAAGACAACCACCGGAAUUUUUAAUGCAAGGGAGUAUCAGAUGAUAUGGAGACAUUUAGCUUAUCGACAUGUGUUGCCUGAAAAAAUCGAUGAUGGAGCUCACCCUUUGGAUGAUGAUAGUGAUUUAGAGUCUGAAUUGGAAGCGUUUCCUAGUGUUACCAGUGAAGCUUCGUCUGAGGCUGCUGCUUGUGUUAAGGUAUUGAUCGCAUCUGGUUUACCAAGUCACUCAAACAGCACAACAGUUGAGGCUCCCCUGACUAUAAAUAUACCUAAUGGCCAGCCAUUUAGAGCCACAUCAGAAAAUUCACAACCUGCUGUGAUGCAGGGGAUGAACAUUACAGUUCCAGUUUCUGUGCAGAAACUGUCUCUGCCUGGAGGGACAUCCGUUACUUCUGCUGAAGUAUUUGAUGCUAAUGGAUCGGGCAGUGGCACAUUCCCUCCAAGAAGGAAAAGAAAGCCCUGGUCAGAAGCCGAGGAUAUGGAACUGAUUUCUGCUGUGGAUAAAUUUGGUGAGGGGAAUUGGGCAAACAUUGUAAGAGGUGAAUUCAAAGGGGAUAGAACUGCUUCCCAGCUAUCUCAGAGGUGGUCCAUUAUUCGGAAGCGGCAGAGGAACUCGAAUUCAGGAAAUGUUACCAGUGGCCCACAACUUUCUGAGGUACAGCGUGCAGCAUGCCAUGCAGUGAAAAUGGCCCUUGAUUCUCAUCCAGCAGCCAAGAGUUCAAUUGCAAGUUGCUCUGGUGGGACAACUUCAAACAAAACCUCCACUAAUUGCAUGCCUCCUGCAAUUAUUACGGAAACUCCUCCUGUCCAACAUCUAUCUCAACAACGUCCUACGGUGACAAAAUCAUCUACAAUAUGGCCAUUAGGAUCUGCAGCAAAAUCUCAAGCAAUGUUGACAAAAACAUCAACAAAAUCUAUUUUGAGUUCUGAUCCUGUGAGAGCUGCUGCAGUUGCUGCUGGGGCUCGCAUUGCAACCCAAUCAGAUGCUGCCUCACUGCUAAAGGCUGCUCAGGCAAAGAAUGCUGUCCAUAUCAUGCCCACAGGCAAUUCUUCAAUCAAAUCAUCCAUGGCUGGUGGUGUAUCUAUCCACUCAGAGACUAAUCCCAAUACUCAAUUUAUCUCCAGUGGUAUGGCAACCACACCAACUACCACCCGUUCAGCUGUAAGUAGCCCAUGCCCUGGUUUGGCCAAAGCUACUUCACUGCCACCUCAGGUGAAAGCUUCUUCAUUGACAACUCAGCAUACAAAAUCCACCUCUAUCACAUCAUUGAGCACGAUAUCUGAACAGACUAAUCCUGGUUUGGCCAAAGCUACUUCACUGCCAUCUCAGGUGAAAGCUUCUUCACCGACAACUCAGCAUGCACAACCCACCCCUGUCACAUCGGAUAUGCUAUCUGAACGGACUGAUACUGAAAUUCUACCAAAGCAAGGCAUUCUAACCGUCGAGGAUAUAGUUGGGUCACAAGAUGUGGCAAACGAUCAAGUUCAAAAGGAUGGAGCUCAUGUCUCUGUAAAGGAACCAAGCGAGCAAGUUCAAGAAGUUAAAGCAGCUUUGACAAACCAAGAAGCCGAGUUGAAAGGUCAAGUAGCUGUUGUGGAGAGUUCUAAUGCUUCACCAAAAUUGGCAAUGAACGAAAGUGACCUGAGAAAUGUCACUGGCAACCACGUUGAAGGAAGUCAAAGUACAGAUGAUAAUAAGAUGACUUGUACACCUAUUAAGGAAGCUGAAAAUCAAUCAGCAGUUCAGGAGAACGGUAAGAGUACAAGUGCAGGUGAGAAGCAAGCAGAUUUGCCAAGCACAGUAACCUACAAUUCCUGCAAAAAUGUGGAGAAUCUUGUGGAAAGUAAUGACCUAGUCCGUCUUUGCAAUGCUGUAAAUUCUUCAUGUUCGCUUGGUUUGAUUGAUCCUGUUGCCAUGGAUGCAUUUGAACGCCCUUGCCCUUGUCUGAAAAAGUCAGAUCGUCAUGGAUGA